Molecule: messenger RNA, 897 nt
Organism: Diorhabda carinulata
Lineage: Eukaryota; Metazoa; Arthropoda; Insecta; Coleoptera; Chrysomelidae
Exons: 3
Coding region: 1-897 (298 amino acids)
Source: RefSeq, a predicted model, not a curated record
AUGCCAGUAUCAACAGGGAUCAGACAAGGAGAUAGUCUCAGCCCAAUACUCUUCAACAUUAUAAUGGACGAAAUCAUAAAAGAAGUCAAAACGGCAGGCAGAAGAUACAGAAUGGGAAAACAUGAGUUUAAGAUAGUUUGCUACGCUGAUGACGCGGUUGUGAUAUCCGAAGAUGAGGAUAUUCUGCAAAAACUGCUACACAGAUUUGAAACAGUUGCAGGAAAAUUCAAUAUGAUCAUAUCGAAACAAAAGACACAAUCCUUUACAAUAGCGAGAGAACCAAGAAGAUGCAAACUGAAUAAUGGUAAUGUUGAGAUAACCCGAGCUGAUGCCUUGGCUAGAGAAGGACGGAGCUUACGGUACAUUGCCGAAAUGUUUAGGGUAGCGAAGUCUACCAUUCAAGAUGCACUCCGGCGUCUCCGGGAGAUUGGUAGCUACGAUAGGACGACCAGGGGGAACAACGGCAGUAGACGAUCGAUUUAUUACGCUGUCGAUCGACAUUUAACGACUCAUGGGGUUCGGGAAAGACUUGAAGUGACUCUAAAUACACAUGCCUACGGUGAAGAUGUUGAAGAAGGUAUAAAAAUAAAUGGGGUUACCAUAAGCAACUUCCGGUACGCCGAUGACGCUGUCCUCGUAGCUGACUCAAUGGAAGGUUUACAAACGUUAUUAGAUCAAAUGGUUGAGAAAUGUCAGGAGCAUGGAACGAAAAUUAAUACUAAAAAGACUAAGUACAUGAUCAUCAGCAAAAAUCCAGUAAACGAUGGUGACUUUGUUGUUGACAAUGAACCAUUAAAACGAGCCGAAAAGCUUAAUUAUUUGGGAACAACUAUUAAUGACAAAUGGGAUCACUCAACAGAAAUAAAAUGUCGCAUUGAGAAAAGAAAAACAUCUUGA